CACAAAGCUUGGCUAUUUGGUAGUAUUUGAUAUAUUUGUGGGAUUUUUUUUUUGAUAUACAAUUCUGAUGAAGUUUUUGUUUUUAUUUUAUUUCUGGAUAAUCUUGUUGAAUUGUAAGUUUCAAUGGCUGUCUACAGAUGUUCAUUGUGCAUUUUUAUCACAACACAUUUGUCAUACGCAUUUUAUCAAACAGUUUGUGAGCAACAGAUAAUUCUUCGCAUUUUGCAUGAGAAGAAAAGAAAGCUUAGUACGUUCACAUCAAGGAGUCUGCUUGCAUACUUAGUCGAUCAAGUCUACAAGCAAUAUAUGAAUUUAAUACAUGGUGGGUAACCAGGUAUCAAUGCAACCGAAUCGUACUUCUACAAAUUUGGUUGGGUAUCACCCUUUAUAUUUAUUUUUCAGAACAGAUUUGGAAGCUUACCCUCUGAGUUGGGUCUCUGAGGUGAGGUACAUUUGAGCCAACCUAUGAUUUGGAAGCUGACCCUAUGAGUUGGGUUUCUGAGGUGAGGUACAUUUGAGCCAACCUAUGGAUCCAUCUGACUCUAAUGUUGAAAAUGCAAGCCCUCCUCACCUCAACGAUAUUGUGCACUCUAGAUUUAUCGGUUCCCAUAGAUUCAUUGGGCUCGCACGGCUCUGUUCUUCCUUGGCCGUCUCACUUAACUGUAGUUACACCCAAGAAAAGGCCUCAUUGAGUGAUAGGAACUUGGGUUUUCUUAUAAACCCACGCCACUUGGGUUAUCCAAGCGAUGUGGGAAACUAUAAAUCAUAACAUGCAAGCCCAUUGGCUUAUCAGUGCAAAUUUUGGAGCUUACAACAAAAGUAGUAAUUUUCUGGUAUACCAUCUCAGUUGCUUGUUCUUGUUUUUGGUGAUUUUGUUAUAUCCAGAUUUUCUAUUUUCUUAGACAUGUGCUUGUGUAUACAUUUGGCAUGGCCUUGAAAUGUUUAUAUGUUUCUGUUUAUGGAUUGUGUAUUCUUGUGUUUUGUAUAUGUAGAAAUAUCUUUACAGAUCUCAAUUUCAUGAUCUUUCCUUCAUAUGGCAAAUAUUAUCAAUGACUGCAACUAGUUAAGAUGAUUGUGUGCAAUUAAAAUGUUGCUAUUUUAUUCAUGGUGGUCCUCUUUCAGUCUGUGACAAUCUUUUUCUUCUUUUUGCUACAUAAAUGAUCUUUAUAUAUAUACACACACAGACAUUGGAGGUAGUCGUAAACAAAUUCCUUUGAGAAGCUCAAAUGGCAGUAACAGUUGGAGGGAUAGAGAUACUAGUCACUUUUUUAUUUCUUUGUAGUUUGCUGAUUCUCUAUUCAUUGAUUCAAAAGAUGAAGUCUUCAGGGUUCUUUGGGUUUCCAGUGCUCGGAAAUCUUCCAGAUAUUCUAAUCAAUGCUUCGCGCAUCCAUGAACAUACCACUCAAGUUCUUAAAAGAAGCCGGGGCACUGCAGUGUUCAAAGGACCCUGGUUGUCUAAGAUGGAGUUCUUGAUCACUAGUGAUCCCAUGAAUAUUCACCACAUUUUGAGCAAAAACUUCAUCAAUUAUCCUAAAGGCCCCGAUUUCAAGGAGACAUUUGAGCCUCUGGGAGAUGGGAUUUUCAAUUCCGACUCAGAAUUAUGGGAAAUACAAAGGAAGUUCCUCCAUUCAUUGAUGAAGAACUCCAAUUUCGAGCAUUUUGUCAAGCAAAAUGUGCACACAAAGUUAGUGAAAGGCCUAUUCCCAGUUCUUGAUCAUGUAUCAAAAUCAAGUACUGGUGUAGUAGACAUGCAAGAUGUAUUUCAGCGAUUGAUGUUUGAUACUACUUCCUUGACGAUUCUAGGCUUUGACUCUAAUUGUCUCUCCGUUGAUUUUCCAGAAGUUCCCCACGCAAAAGCCUUUGAUAUUAUGGAGGAGUCUGCUUUCUAUCGGCAUGUGUUGCCUGCAUGGUUUUGGAAGUUACAAAGAAAGCUUCAUAUUGGAGAAGAGAAGAAACUGGCUAUAGCUUGGAAGACUUUCGAUGAUUUCGUGUAUCAAUGCAUAGCAAGAAAGCGAGAAGAACGAAAAGAGAAGAUCAAGAACGACAACUCUGACUUACUCACAGCUUAUAUGGAUGCAGAAUUCAAAGAUGGAGAUGAAGUUUUAUCUGCAAUGAUAAAAUCCGACAAGUUUUUGCGAGACAUGGUGUUCAAUCUCUUAGCUGCUGGUAGAGACACUUUGAGUAUUGGCCUCAGUUGGUUUAUAUGGUUGAUUGCAAACAACCCAUCUGUUGAAACCAAGAUUUUGGAGGAAAUUAAAGCAAAUUUGGCCGAUACAGAAGACGCGAAUAGGUACUUAUUCAGUGUCAAUGAGGUUAACAAACUUGUCUAUCUCCAAGCAGCAUUGUGUGAGACAUUGAGGCUGUACCCUCCAGUGCCAAUUAACCACAAAUCAACACUUGAACAGGACAUUCUCCCAACCGGCCAUGCAGUGAAGCGAAAUCAGAUGGUGUUGAUUUCUUUCUACUCAGUUGGAAGAAACAAAGAAAUAUGGGGGAAAGAUUGCUUGGAGUUCAAGCCUGAGAGGUGGAUUAAUGUGGAGAAAGGAGGUAUUCUACAUGUUCCAUCUUACAAGUUUGUCGCUUUCAACGCAGGACCGAGGACUUGUUUGGGUAAGGAUGCAAGUUUUAUCCAGAUGAAGAUGGUUGCCAUUGCUAUUCUCUGUAAUUAUCAUGUUCAGGUGGUGGAAGGACAUCCUGUUUUUCCUGCUAAUUCUGUCUUGCUUCCUAUGAAAUAUGGUUUGAAGGUCAGAAUCACCAAAAGAAGCAGCAUAUGAAGGAGACUGUGUCUUCUUCAGAACCCCUCUUUAUCUGAUCUUUUUUAGGGUACUUUUUGCAUAAGUGGUGAAGUAAGCAAGUGUUAUAGUGCUUGUUUACAGCAAAAGUUCUGAAGUCCACAAGUUUGAAUCACUCAUCAUAUUGUUGUUUUGCGAUUUUUCAUGAUGCUUAAAAAAAUGCAUGUUGAUUCCAUUAUUGGGAUUUCAAGGAACAUUGGUCAAUUUUAAAUUUUUUUU
Molecule: messenger RNA, 3011 nt
Organism: Tripterygium wilfordii
Lineage: Eukaryota; Viridiplantae; Streptophyta; Magnoliopsida; Celastrales; Celastraceae
Product: alkane hydroxylase MAH1-like
Exons: 1
Coding region: 1227-2774 (515 amino acids)
Molecular function (GO): monooxygenase activity; oxidoreductase activity, acting on paired donors, with incorporation or reduction of molecular oxygen; heme binding
Source: RefSeq, a predicted model, not a curated record